Plenodomus lingam JN3 is the source of this 156-nucleotide messenger RNA. Lineage: Eukaryota; Fungi; Ascomycota; Dothideomycetes; Pleosporales; Leptosphaeriaceae. The record is from RefSeq and is a predicted model, not a curated record.
AUGGCCCGUUACAGCAUGAAGAGCGCAAACAAAGGUUGUUGUAUUGUCUGUUCUGAUCGAGAAAACAGCAGGGAAUGGCGCGCCGCGCGGACUCGUUUCGCGGUCGCCGAAACAAGCAUCGCAGCAGGAUAUGUCUUGGAUGAUGAUCACAACUAA